UUUCUUCGAUUUUUUUCAUCUCUUUUAGGAGGAACCUGGAAGGGUCCUUCUUUCUGACAAUUUCAAGCCAGUGGACGUCCAGAGAAGAGAGAGAAAGAGGAGACACGAACACAAGCGAGGAGAAGCUAGAUUCAGAAUCAGGUCAUUCCGUGAUAACCCAUUACAUAUUUUUGUCUCUUUGUUCAUACGUCUGCAUACAUUUAUUGAUGUUGUGUUGUGUCUCCUCUUUAUUGAGCAAAGAGGUUUUGAGGAGCUCUUAAGAAGAAAAGGGGGUGGAAAAUAUGGAAUUUGAGACCAACAGUUGGAUCUGGGAUGGGGCGUAUUACUAUCCACAUUUAUUUGGUGGUAUAAUGCUCACAGCUGCGUUGCUUGGGUUGUCCACGAGCUAUUUUGGUGGGAUGACAGUCCCUGGUUUGCCGUAUUUAUUGCCCGAUUUGAGGAUUUUCCAGAAGAAGAAAUGUGGGAAGAAACACGUUCGGGUUUACAUGGAUGGAUGCUUCGAUCUCAUGCAUUAUGGCCAUGCAAAUGCAUUGAGGCAAGCAAAAGAUUUGGGAGAUGAAUUGGUGGUUGGAGUUGUGAGUGAUGAGGAGAUUAUAGCCAAUAAGGGUCCACCUGUUUUAUCCAUGGAUGAGAGGCUGGUCCUUGUUAGUGGGUUGAAGUGGGUGGAUGAAGUCAUUCCCAAUGCUCCUUAUGCAAUUACUGAAGAGUUCAUGCACCGUCUCUUUAAUGAGCAUAAGAUUGACUAUAUUAUACAUGGUGAUGAUCCUUGCCUUCUUCCGGAUGGAACCGAUGCUUAUGCUGCGGCUAAGAAAGCUGGUCAUUAUAAGCAGAUCAAACGCACUGAAGGUGUCUCCAGCACAGAUAUUGUAGGAAGAAUACUUGCUUCCGCUAAGGAUACAAAAGUCUAUGAAGAUCGUCAUGAAUCAUCUUUGUCACAAGAACCUCGUACAAUGAAAAGCAGUCAGGAUGAGGAAAGUCAUGCCAAGGGUGUCCACAUAUCUCAUUUUCUACCUACAUCUAGACGGAUUAUGCAAUUUUCAAAUGGCAAGGGGCCUGGACCAAAUGCUCGUGUGGUGUACAUUGAUGGAGCAUUUGACCUUUUUCAUGCUGGACAUGUUGAGAUUCUCAAGAAUGCGAGGCAACUUGGAGAUUUUCUACUCGUGGGACUCCACACUGACCAGACUGUCAGUGAAAAUCGAGGGACUCAGUAUCCCAUAAUGCAUCUACAUGAGCGUAGUCUUAGUGUACUGGCCUGCCGUUAUGUAGAUGAAGUCAUCAUGGGAGCACCGUGGGAAGUUACCCAGGAUAUGAUAAAAACUUUUAACAUCUCUUUGGUUGUGCAUGGGACAGUUUCUGAGAACGACUCUGUCUUGAAUGGUAAAGCUGAUCCAUAUGCUGUUCCCAAGAGCAUGGGAAUUUUUCGGAUGCUUGAAAGUCCAAAGGAUAUAACUACCACUUCAGUAGCCCAAAGGAUAAUUGUGAAUCAUGAGCUUUACAAGAAACGCAAUGCCAAAAAGGAAGCAAGUGAGAAAAAAUACUACGCAGAGAAGAAAUAUGUCACAGGAGACUGAGAGGUCCGAGCGCAGAUUUCAAUUGGCGGUAUCAUUGACAGUUUUUCCUUCAAACCUUUAGCCUUCAUAGAAAUCACUGUUGCUGCUAGAUAGAAAUCAUCCCUUAUACUUUAUUCGUGAAGGAUAUAUGGAGGAGGAGUACCGAUACCGAAGGAAUGAAGGAUAUUCCCUCAUCCGAAGCUUGAUGUAGUGUUCUCCUGUAUUGUGCUGUCCCUAAGAAUAGAAGUAUAGAUACGUUGACAUGGCGAUCUUGCCAUUUGCUUGGUUUUUACUAAUCUUGAGAAUCUGUAUGCCCAUAGUUUGAUUUAUUGAGGCCUUGGUUGAAACUACAUUGUGUUCCAACGGCGGCUGGCUUUUGGUCCAGUUCAAUCAUGUACUCACUAAUUUGGAAACGUUGUAAUUUUUGUAUACGAGAGUGUCCUUUAAAAAAAACUCCAUUAGGUA
Cornus florida is the source of this 2015-nucleotide messenger RNA. RefSeq names its product ethanolamine-phosphate cytidylyltransferase-like. Gene Ontology annotation, biological process: phosphatidylethanolamine biosynthetic process. The coding region runs from base 282 to 1571 and encodes 429 amino acids. Lineage: Eukaryota; Viridiplantae; Streptophyta; Magnoliopsida; Cornales; Cornaceae. Gene Ontology annotation, molecular function: ethanolamine-phosphate cytidylyltransferase activity. The record is from RefSeq and is a predicted model, not a curated record. Gene Ontology annotation, cellular component: cytoplasm. The transcript is spliced from 11 exons.